CUAACUCUGACCAUGACCACAGUCAAAAGAGAAGUGUCAUCUGCAAUUACUAAAAAAUUCUAAUAUGCUUGCCAUCAUUCUCGUUCUUUUUCCAUCAAAUAUAGAGAAAGGAAAUUUGUUUUAACCGUCUACCAGUUUUCCAGUCUAAUCUUAGAAGCUGGAAAAAAAUAAAAAAGGUUAUAACACUAUUAUAAUAGAGUUCAGUCUGCAUAUUUUUUCCAUCGACAAAUCGGAUAGCUAAACCCAUCAUUUGGACCAAUCUUGUAUGGAUCAUUUGUUCUAAAACUGCUCGUCGUCACCCUACAAGUUAUUGGAGUUUUUGAAUUAUAAUUACGUGAUUAUCAGCCUUAUCCUACAAGUCGAAACAUUCCCAAAAUUCAACUUAUUGAUAUUAAUUUUGUUUCAACUUGCAGUAUUUAAACUGAAAUUAUGUUCCACUAAGUUUACUUGUUAAAUUGCCAGGGUCUUAGAAUCAAAGACUAAAUUCAUUAUUUAUUGUGCUGCUUCAUCUUUUAAAACUUCUCAUCAACGUGUUGUUUGGCUUUAAUUUUUUCUAAAUUAAUAUCAGUCUUUAAUCUUUUUUUUGCAAAUUAGCAAUAAAACUGAUUUCAGUCUACAAAUCUCUGCCUAUCUUCAGAAACAUGGAGUUUUGCGCAGUACCUCCAAGUAAUACACUACCGAAUUCUGAGAAGUCUUCACCCUCUCAUUUGUCUACCUUGGGAAUCGGCAGAAGCAAGGGCGAAUCAGUAGUCACUGGGACCAAAUCAGAAGUGAACUUGAGGAAGUUGUCUUCUCGUAGUGUAAAGUCACACCAGGAUGUUUGUUUUGAUGAACAGAAUUUGCAAAAUUCGUCGUCAGGAAAACAAAAACAAGAGAAGCCUACCAGAAAAUUAUCUCUGCUCGGCCGAGCACUAACCAACACACGCAAAAUUUCCCUCGGCAGCAAAAACCGAAAAGUAUCGGCGCCAGCUCGACCCACAACAAUGGAUUUAAACGACCAGUUAUCCAAAUCUUACACCGCUUCUCCCGAAAAAUCCCCUUCCAGAAAUAAUUCCUCGUUACUUCUUCGAAAGAUUUCUUCGGCUAAAUACAAACUAACGAAGUCUUCAAUGGAGUCAAAUUCUAUGGAUAAAGAACCAGCAAUGUGUAAAUUUCAUACGAGAAUUAUGAAAUUUAGACGGAAGAUGGUUUGCAAUUGUAAUGCACAAGGACCUAAAGUGUUCAACUCGGUGAGCGAAAUGAGCAGAAGCGAAGACGUGAACACAUUUUGUCCCAAGUGCAGUAAGCCUACUCAAAUGUUAGCCUCAAGCUGUACUCAAAACGCAUUCAAGCAAUGCUACAUGGUUGACAAACUGUUUAAUGACGCAGUAAUACACGAGAGCUUCGGGGCUAGAUUUCUGGGAAAAGAGAGUCUUCCCAAUUCAGUGAUGCGAGACGCAAAGAGGAAUACUGUGAUUAAGACUCUGAUGAAGAAGUUCGAGAAGGGACCGAAGGAUCUAAGGGCAUACCAGAAUGUGUUCCUGUCUAUUGAGGGCGAGUCAUUCAUAGUGACCAAUGUGAUGACUAAAGAAACCAUGUUUGCUCACUCUCUGGACAAUCUGCCUCUGUGGAGUGUCGGAGGGGCCAAGAACAAACUACUCGCUCUAGUCCAGCACCACAACCCCCCUUCCAGCAGAAAGGUGUCCGCCUCAAACCCAAAUAAUGGAAACCAGGGCGGAGGACAUUCAAGGGACCGUAAAGUCAGUUCGACUAGCGGCGACAACGACAAAGAGACUCCUCGAGGCAACAGCGAAGGCGCGGUGUCUACAACAGUGAAGAAAGUAUCAGUUGGUGAAAAUGGGGGAAGGGAGAGGAAAUUGGGAAGAGGAAGUGACUCCCAGCAGUAUAGCUACACUGUGUAUUUCUUCAAGUGCGACGGCGAUGCCAAAGGCGUCGCCGAGGCACUGCAAAAAUGCUGCAUGAACACGCGGAAAGCGAUGAGAACCAGCGCUACGAACACACCUCGGAGCAGUCAGAAUCACGACGGUCAAGGAACUCACCAACGCGUGUCAGUUCACAGUCUACACUCACACUCUCAAGGUCAAGGUCACAAAUCAUCUACAGGACAAAUGACACAAGGUCAAGGUCACAGUGGAUUGAUGAAAAGGCAACAGGUUCCCAGUAUAACUGUGACUGAUCAAGGAACUCUGAACAGAAGGUCAAUGCCAGAGAGAACUGCUGCUAAGAACUCGGAUAUGGAUUUGGACUCCCACGGUGGGAUGGUAGCCGAAUCCACACCUAACUUACCAAGACGUGAAACGAACCACAACAACAACAAUGAUAUUUAUCGAACAAUGUCCCACAAGCCUACGUCACAAAGUCUUCGAAACACAGCCACGCAGUCGAGUUUGAACCAGAUUUCGGAUUCCGGUGAAAAAUCAGGAAAGGUUCCUUUGAGAAGUGCCACAUUUAGCCAAAGCGCAAAUUCCAUCCAGAAACGCCAGCGAACUAUGAAAGAAGUUUACGAAGUCCAGUACAACGGUUAUGUAACAGCGACCAAAGCCGAGGGACUUGACAUAACUAACUCGGCUAUUACGCAACUUGAGGAAAUAUUACAUAAUAUUUACUUCAUUAUUACGCCUGCGAAUAUUACUAUGCGUACAACAUCAAAUGAAACCUCCGAAAAUUUGAAUGACCAAAAAGAAACGCAAGAAAUUGUGAUCGAAUGUAAAUUGAGAUAUUUGUCAUUUUAUGCGAUUGGAAAUGACAUUAACAAACUUGCCUUUAUUUGUGCUAAUCCUGAUGAGCAAAUUGCACACCGAUGUUACGUAAUAACAUGUAACUCGGGCGCGGGUAGAAUUGCCCAAUCGAUUGAACGAGCUUGCAAAGCUAGAAUAAACCACGCGAAAGCGUUCAGCUCUUUCGGAAAGCACGGGAAAAUGUUCACGAGAGGAGUCAAAAAUGAAUCCAAAAAUAGUUCAGAGGAAAACGAAGUACCGGGAGAGCCCUCGAAACCAGAACCCGAAAAUGAUAAUGAGGAAAAUAUGCUUUGAAUGUAAGAACAUGCUUUGAAGAAGAAAAAAAAACGAAAAAAAAAAACGA
Symsagittifera roscoffensis is the source of this 3081-nucleotide messenger RNA. RefSeq lists its product as uncharacterized. Lineage: Eukaryota; Metazoa; Xenacoelomorpha; Acoela; Convolutidae. Gene Ontology annotation, biological process: regulation of DNA-templated transcription. The record is from RefSeq and is a predicted model, not a curated record. The transcript has 9 exons. Gene Ontology annotation, cellular component: nucleus; cytoplasm. The coding region runs from base 642 to 3032 and encodes 796 amino acids. Gene Ontology annotation, molecular function: amyloid-beta binding; transcription factor binding.